Molecule: messenger RNA, 600 nt
Organism: Brugia pahangi
Lineage: Eukaryota; Metazoa; Nematoda; Chromadorea; Rhabditida; Onchocercidae
Source: the annotation of a GenBank genome assembly
AUGGCACUUGCUAAAGAGGUUGAAAGGUUGAUUUUUCAUAAUUCAUCAAAUGGAACAAAUCCUGCAAUAGCACCAGCAUCAAUGUGGAAUCGUCAAGAUAUUAUGGAAUUCAAGACUGCUAUCCGGAAAGAAGGUAGUGAAAGCAUCAUUAAAGUUGGACAUGGUGAAACAGUAACGGUUCGUGUACCAACUCAUGAGGAGGGCAGUUGUUUGUUUUGGGAAUUUGCAACCGAUCAUUACGAUAUUGGUUUUGGUGUUUUUUUUGAAUGGACAAUUUCUCAAACAAAUCGUGUGAGCAUUUUUAAAGUAUCAGUUCACGUGUCGGAAUCGUCCGAUGAAGAGGCAGACGAAGAGUUUUUGCAAGUAGAGUUAAGGACCAGUGACGUAGAAAGCGGUAGUUCUGUAAGGGAAAAGGAAACUGAUCAGAACAAACCACAUGUCGAUGAAAUUGUCCCCAUUUAUCGACGUGAUUGUCAUGAAGAGGUAUACGCUGGUAGUCACGUAUAUCCAGGACGAGGUGUAUAUUUGUUGAAAUUUGACAAUUCGUAUUCUUUGUGGCGAUCUAAAACGUUGUAUUAUCGAGUGUAUUACAGCAGCUGA